This is a messenger RNA of Ziziphus jujuba (common jujube), 1539 nucleotides long. RefSeq names its product leucine carboxyl methyltransferase 1 homolog. The transcript is spliced from 13 exons. Bases 122 to 1150 code for a protein of 342 amino acids. NCBI's taxonomy places the organism in Eukaryota, Viridiplantae, Streptophyta, Magnoliopsida, Rosales, Rhamnaceae. Gene Ontology annotation, biological process: methylation. The record is from RefSeq and is a predicted model, not a curated record. Gene Ontology annotation, molecular function: methyltransferase activity.
AAAAAGCGGAAAAGUGAAAAUAAAAGGAAUUAAUAAAUAAAUAAAGAAAAUACAAUUUGGGGGAAGUCACUCACGAGCUUCUCAAUCUCUCUCGCUUUGUGGAAGAAGGAUCGGUGGGAUAAUGGCGAAGCCAGUGGCUGAUUCGCACAUCAACAGAGCAGCAGUUCAAGCCACGAACGAUGACGCUUCGGCUAGCAAACUGUCUUGUGUUAAGAAGGGAUAUAUGAAGGAUGAUUACAUCCAUUUGUUUGUAAGAAGACCCGUGAGAAGAUCGCCUAUUAUUAAUCGUGGUUACUUUGCACGAUGGGCUGCGCUUCGGAAGCUUCUGAAUCAGUUUCUUGAGAGUGAAAGCAAUGCUGAUGAACAUGGUCAGGUGAAGAAGCAGAUAUUGUCUCUUGGAGCUGGCUUUGAUACAACAUAUUUUCAGUUGCAGGAUGAGGGGAAAGCACCAUAUUUGUAUGUGGAACUGGAUUUCAAGGAGGUAACAAGUAAAAAGGCUGCUCUUAUUGAAAGCUGUAAUCAAUUGAGGGACAAAAUUAGUGCAACUGCAUCAUUCUCACGAGAGAGAGGAGAGGUGCUCAGUGAUCACUACAAGUUACUCCCUGUUGAUUUGUGUGACAUACAACAAUUAAAUGGCAUUAUAGCUUUGGCUGAUUUGGACCCCCGCCUGCCAACUUUUAUAAUUGCAGAAUGCGUUUUGAUAUACUUGGAUCCAGAUUCAAGCCGUGACGUUGUUGGCUGGGCAUCAAAAACAUUUUCAACGGCAAUUUUUUUCUUAUAUGAGCAGAUUCAUCCGGAUGAUGCUUUUGGGCAGCAAAUGAUUAAAAACUUGGAGAGUCGAGGCUGUGCACUCUUGGGUAUAUACGCAACACCAACAUUACGUGCCAAGGAACAACUUUUUCUUGAUCAGGGAUGGCAGAGGGCUGUUGCUUGGGACAUGCUAAAAGUAUAUAGCGAUUUUAUUGAAGCUCAAGAAAGGCGCAGGAUUGAACGGCUGGAAUUGUUUGACGAAUUUGAAGAGUGGCACAUGAUGCAGGAGCACUACUGUGUGGCUUAUGCAAUCAACGAUGCCAAGGGUCUGUACGGGAAUUUCGGUUUUCUUAACAAUCAACCACACGUGGUCGACCCCUCACAAGCAUCAUCGCCAUGACUGCAUGAGGCUGCACCAUAAACACAAUGCUGCACUUGCCAAGUGUGGUUAAACAAUCAGUAUGAAAGAAGCACGUGUGGUGACACGUGUCUGCUUGCCCACCAGCCUGAGGUUGUCAGGUAUAUAAAAAAAGGGUCUCUCAACUACUAGUUAUAGUCUUGGCUAAAGUCUUGAGAAAGAUGAUGACAUGGGGUUGAUGCUUCUCUCCAUUUAUUGUUUGUUUUGACUCGGGAAAAAAUUAGAUCCUUUUCUUCUUUGUGAUAGCUGUUUGGCACAGACGACAUGGUGGUGGGUUCCACAUACCCAAACUGUAGUCGUAUUGGAUUAAUGGAGUCAUAGUCAUGUGGGGAUUAUAUUAAGCAAUUUGCAUGGUUGGUUUGUUGCUUUUA